Alternaria alternata is the source of this 849-nucleotide messenger RNA. RefSeq lists its product as hypothetical. The record is from RefSeq and is a predicted model, not a curated record. The coding region runs from base 340 to 813 and encodes 157 amino acids. The transcript has 4 exons. NCBI's taxonomy places the organism in Eukaryota, Fungi, Ascomycota, Dothideomycetes, Pleosporales, Pleosporaceae.
CGUGGAUAUAUGAAGCUUUCUUCGCUGCGCGUUCAGUGUUAUGUCAGGGUGUAUGCUGUUGGCAUUCCGCGACGGCGAGUUACGCAAAACUUGCAGUCGAUUUUAUAUUCUUAAUCUUUGAUGGGUCCAAUGUUCGACUCAGCUCCGGCAGAGUAUAAGGGGUCUGCUUCAUUCCGGGAUCCUCGUAUCAUAAUCGAUGAGCUGGUGAGUGGUAACAUGUGGUUGGUGACUGAGGCUUAGCGGAUCGCAUGCGCCAUUUAUUGUGGCACUUCUGCCACCGUGGCUAGAUUAUGAGGCGCACCACGAUAGCCGCGAACACCAGAUUUCGCAUGCCGCGUGAUGUCAGUAGGGAACACGAGGGGCUUGCACAUGUUGCACCGCUGUACCAUUACACUACCGUACCGUUGCAUCGCUGCACACAUAUGUAGAAUUGUUGUAGUAGGCGCAGCCGGCAAUGAAGUUGAAGGUCUUCCUAAAUGUCCGGGCAGCCGGUACAAGGGCACAAUGUGCGUGUAUUCACGGGUUCCAGGGUGGACUGGCAGGUGUCGCACAGUCGUGACUCGCGACCUUGAACACCUCAUCGGGCCGGAGGCGGAACGCCGCCGAGGAUUAGCCAUGAACUGCGCUUGCACGACUGUUUGGUGUUUUGCGUCUGGCAGUCAGACGACUGGAUGGCGAAGAAGAGGACGAGACGCUUGGCGUUGUUUUUGUGUAUCGCGGAUGGGAAAGAGCCACCCGAGGUUGGGGAAAGAGCCACCGGCACGCCGGUCUAAAUUUGAGCCGGACGAGAAGGCGGGACAGGAGCAUCGAUGAGACGUUUGGCUAGUCGUGAAUAGUAAGCAACUAGAC